This is a messenger RNA of Haliotis rubra (blacklip abalone), 2245 nucleotides long. RefSeq names its product SPRY domain-containing SOCS box protein 3-like. The transcript has a single exon. Gene Ontology annotation, biological process: intracellular signal transduction; proteasome-mediated ubiquitin-dependent protein catabolic process. The record is from RefSeq and is a predicted model, not a curated record. Lineage: Eukaryota; Metazoa; Mollusca; Gastropoda; Lepetellida; Haliotidae. Gene Ontology annotation, cellular component: SCF ubiquitin ligase complex. Gene Ontology annotation, molecular function: protein binding. The coding region runs from base 315 to 986 and encodes 223 amino acids.
GCCGGCGCGCGACCAUAUUCCCGCAGGGAUGAAAGGAUGGGCGACAGGCGUACACAACACGAUUCGUUCUCGCUGUGCGGUGCGCUCUUUGUUUCAAGGUCGGCAGUUGCUACCGAGGGCUAGGCCAGUUUGCCUAACGGUUCCAAAAGACGUAUAAAAGGCAAGCUUGGGACGCACAAUGCAUGUUAGGCCUGGACCGGGUGGGUGGAGGGGCGGUUGCACCCGUGGAUACCGUCCAACACCGCGAGUGGAACACACCCAAACAGCCGGCUUAAACACUUGGAGCAGACGACAACUAUAAAUCUUCCAGCAAUAUGCCAGAUUCAUUGAAAGACGGCUGCGAGGCCCGGUGGGCAUGGAGCAGACGGGACAAAUCUCACGAAGUAAGAUUGUAUGGCAAAAAGAUGCAGACGGCACAUUUCCAUCCAAACUGGAGCAACGGAACCGCCGGUGUUCGGGGUACCAAACCCCUGAACUAUGGAAGACACUACUGGGAGAUCAAGAUUUCUCAGAGGAUAUUUGGAACCAGCAUGAUGUUUGGACUCGGAACAAAACAUGCCCGUCUGCAUGUGGAUGCAUUUGUAAACCUGCUCGGGGAAGAUGAGCACAGUUGGGGACUUUCACACAAGGGGCUUCUCUGGCAUAAUGGCAAAUGGAGGCGGUAUUGUUCUCCAUUCCAGGAAAACGAGUCGACAAUAGUGGGUAUGUUAUUCGACUGGUCUACAGGAACACUGACAUAUUUCAAAGACGGAGAGUGUUUGGGAGUUGCAUUCACGGAACUGAAGAAAAUAUCCGAAGGUUUGUAUCCUAUCGUCUGCUCCACAGCUGCUAAGACAGAAAUGACCUUGGGGUUAAAGUGGCGAAGUUUUUCCAACCUGCAAGACCGCUGCCGAGCGACUAUUCUUACCAACCUUAAUGAGGAAAAUUGUAUCGAGAGAUUACCACUGCCAAAUCCAAUGAGAGAAUUCUUGCGAGAAAGUGGUUGACAUUCAUCUGUUGUUGUUUGUGUACUAUUCAUUCAUUUAUCAACUUCGACGGUUUCAUAGAUUCAUAUGAAAUACAGAAAUCAACGGGAGAAAUCUGUCUCAACUGUACAAAGACUUCCAAACACUGACUUCAAUAUGGCGUUUUCGUCCUGACAUUGUUUCGCCCGGAUGCUGCAUAAUUGAUAACAAUAAUCGAUACGAAGAUCUAUGGCCGCUUGUCCCAAUCUGUUGCCCUUUGUUCGGGCCGGGGUAAGGGUAAGCCAAAUUCACCACCGUUAUUAUACCACCCUAUAAAGGUUUUCCAGAGAUGUGCUGCUAAAUUAUACAUAUUUGACAUUAAUCAUUCAGAACGAACACCGAGGAAUGUUUCCACAGCAUGGACAAUGCGAAACAAAGGACAGAGCUGUCGCAGACACUGAUUUUGAAAUGUCGCCCGACGCUGACAUUUCGUGUAUAGUUAUUAAGUUAUUAGUGAAAUAUUUCCAAGUGCUAUUUUUGUACUGAGCUUACGGGUGAUAUCGUAUGAUACUUGUAAGCAAGGAUGAGUCCCAGCUAGUCAAAUUGUGAAUAUGAAUGUGUAAAUAUGUGUGUUCUUAUCAAAUGUUAGUUUGUUCGCAAUUUCGCUCAUUGUUGAUGAGGCAAUACAAAAUGCUCUACAUUUAAUUUAAUUUUAUUCCGAAAUAUAUGAUUCAUUUGGCUUGAUUCUGUUAAGGGCAAAUUUACAGCUGUUCAUUAUCAAAUAAGGCGAAAGCCAUACAAGCACUUAAACCGACGCUGGUAUGGAAAUCGAUUUCCAACAUAUUUUUAGAAAUAACCAUUCAUGCAGGCCGCUCAGCUUAUAGCUUCAGUCAUAAGAUGAACGGCAAUUUGGCUAUGUGUUUUAGCAGUGAGCGUUUUGCGAACCUACUUUUGUGUGUGUGAGAGUGUAUCUAUUUAUGUAUGGAAGAAUAUCUUCAUCAUUGUCAUUCCGUGACGAUAACAGGCGGGUACCAUGUGCAAUAUAUUUAUGAACCUUGUCUAUAGCGAGAUAUAAUAUAUUUUACUGUUUGAAUGUUGUAGUGUUUAAUCUGCUUUAAUUUAUUGCCUUAGAUAAGUUCACGGGUCAUUGAAAUCCACUGUACAUAGACCCUUCAGUUGUAGUAGUAGCGAGCUGGUAGAAGCUUGUACCAUGUAUGAAGUCAUAUUGUACAUCAAUGUAUUGUAGAUGAAGUCACAUUUUAUACAUUUAAAAAUGAAGUAAAACAUUAUUCUAAAUAAGA